Fonsecaea nubica is the source of this 1548-nucleotide messenger RNA. RefSeq lists its product as hypothetical. The record is from RefSeq and is a predicted model, not a curated record. Lineage: Eukaryota; Fungi; Ascomycota; Eurotiomycetes; Chaetothyriales; Herpotrichiellaceae. Gene Ontology annotation, molecular function: oxidoreductase activity. Bases 1 to 1548 code for a protein of 515 amino acids. Gene Ontology annotation, cellular component: cytoplasm. The transcript has 2 exons.
AUGGUGACCCCUUCGAACACAAAGACAUGGUUGAAGACGCCUGUGGGAUCGAACCUGCUCGCCCAAAUCAGUGCCGACCCUGGAUUGCCGCAGCCAAAGCCGACCGUGUCCUCGUGGCAGCUUCCACCUCACCCCGAGGUCGCCAAAAUUCAUUCCAAAGAACUGCCUCGCGUUACAGAUUAUCUGAUCAUAGGCUCGGGCAUAGCAGGAUGCGGUGUGGCCAAGACCCUGCUCGAACACCCGAGCUCAGGAUCGGCGAUAGUCACCGUGCUGGACGCUCGCGGAUUGUGCAGUGGUGCCACUGGCCGCAAUGGAGGUCAACUCGUCAAGCCAUAUGCUCUCCGGUUCGCUCAAGUGGCCGAAUCAUUCGGAGUUGAAAUGGCGACCAAGGUAGCUCGUAUGGCAUUGCACACGUUGGAGGAAAUGCAUAAACUUGCGAACUCGUAUGACGAAGACCUCAAGAAGGAGGCCAAUGCACGAAGAGUUACAAAACGCAUCGUCUAUAUGGACGAAGCUUCGUGGAACCGGGUGCUAGGUGCUGUCGACUUGUACGAGACUCACCUGCCAGAGGAAAAAGGGUCUUUCCGGUACGUGCCUAAGGAGCAGGUAGAAUCGGAAUGGAACGUGAAAGGCGGCUUUGGAGGAUACCAAUUUCCGGCCGGAGUUUGUUGGCCUUAUCGACUGGUCACUGGUGUCUUCAAGCGCCUUUGCGACCUGUAUCCGGGGAGGAUCAACAUCGAAACUCACACCCCCGCUACCACGAUCCUCUAUGAUGCUGAGACGGACCCUAAAUACCCAUACACGGUGGUGACCCCCCGAGGCGUCAUCCGCGCAGCUACCCUCGUGCACUGCAAUAAUGGCCACGUUGGCCAUUUGCUGCCUCGCAUGAGAGGUAAGAUCUGGCCUAUACGAGGAACGACGUCGGCUCAAAAUGCUGGACCGAUGUUCCCGGACCUGAGCAACAAGUGCUCGUGGACCUUCUUGUCUGACAUGCAUUACGACAAAGCCACUCGAACAAUUCUGAUGGGUUGGUGGUACGGUCUCCAAAAUCCUCCUAACGGGGACAUCUGGAUAGGAGGGGACCACAAAAGAAUCGAGGACGUCUUCACGGCCGACGAUUCGACCAUUGGCGAUUACAACAGGGAGACCAUCACCAAUAUUCUACCCACUGUGUUCAAUCGAAAAUGGGUUCCCGAAAAGCCCAAAAUUAAUGGAGUGUGGACGGGUGUCAUGGCCCAGACGGCUGACACUCUCCCCUUUGUGGGGAAAUUGCCCGACAGCAUCACAGGGCGACCCGGGGGAAAGGAAUGGAUUGCGGCUGGAUGGAACAGUUACGGCAUGACCAAUGGAUUGACCAGUGGCGAAGCUGUGGCCAAAAUGAUACUCGGGGAAGCACCACCUUCAUGGUUCCCUGAGGCAUACUUGCCAACAGAAAAGAGGUUGGGUGGCUCGCUGAUGGCGCCUGAGGCAGCCACUCUGCGUUUCUUGGAGCAGUCUGGGAUAGGAUCCACCUUGGAGACAAGUGAAGCACCCAGAUCCAAGUUGUAG